AUAGACAUACAGUUUCAGUCUUCUUCAUACUUUUAGACACAUCAGAUCUGUUUUUUCUAUCGACUAGUGUUAGUCAAACUAUCAUAUAGAACCGGAUUACUGGAGAAUGAAAAAAAGUUUUUCUACUGGAUUAGUAAUUUUGAUACUUAUAUCACAAGCUGUAGGGCGUGGUCACGGUGGUCACGGUGGUCACGGUUCUCAUGGUUCUCACGGAUCCUUUCAUGGAUUUGGUAGAUCGCAUUCAAUAUCUUCACACUCUUCAUCUUCUGGACAUUCUGGAUCUUCGGGACACUCUGAAUCUUCAGGACAUUCAAGUUACUCUGGAUACCACCCACGAUACUACGGAUCUGGUCGUCACCGAUCUUCAAAUUCUUCUGCUAUAUCAAUAAUUUCAUACAAACCGUCCUACCUGAUUGCGACAUCAUUAGCCUGCAUCCUUUGGACAUUAUAAUAAAUAUUGACAUUACUAAUUAAGUGCUAAACUAUAAAUUAUAAAUUUUAAAUCGACAUAAUUAUCAGAUAUUCUUAAUUUGGAAGGUUUAUCUUUAAUUAACUAUAAUAAAUUUAUGACGUAAAAAUUGUUUCUUUGUUUUUAUCGUUGACACUUUUUAUCAUAUAUAUAUUUUGUGAACUGAGAGGUGGCAUGUAUUCAGUAAUCUUUAUGGUUUAAUGACUACUGACAUUUAAAGAUAGUCUAAAUGGAAGUUGUUAUCUUUUUAAGAAUUUUAUUAUCGUUGAGUAAUGUGAGUUAAUAAGUUUUUAAUAAGGACAUCUAUUUCAAUGCUGACAGAUAAAGAACGAAUCUAUAAUCAUCGAACAGAAUGAUACCAUCAUUUUGUUAUUUAGUAAUUUUGAAUGUAAAGUUAAGCCAGUAUUCUAUACUUUGAGCGUUCGAAAAAUAGGCUAUUUUUUAUGAAUUAUUAUUAAGAUUAUGAAUAAAGAUGUGCAUAUAAUGUUUAUUACGCUUAAAAAAUACACUAUUGAAAUACGUUUAACAAAAUUUUAUUACAUAUUUUAUACGCUGUUAACAUUUAAAAACAUUAUUCGAAUACAACGUCUCGA
This is a messenger RNA of Microplitis mediator, 1062 nucleotides long. Its product is annotated as keratin-associated protein 19-2-like. The transcript has 3 exons. Lineage: Eukaryota; Metazoa; Arthropoda; Insecta; Hymenoptera; Braconidae. The record is from RefSeq and is a predicted model, not a curated record. Bases 107 to 451 code for a protein of 114 amino acids.